Molecule: messenger RNA, 2459 nt
Organism: Micropterus salmoides (largemouth bass)
Lineage: Eukaryota; Metazoa; Chordata; Actinopteri; Centrarchiformes; Centrarchidae
Gene: cldn8.1
Product: claudin 8.1
Exons: 1
Coding region: 64-834 (256 amino acids)
Biological process (GO): cell adhesion; bicellular tight junction assembly
Cellular component (GO): plasma membrane; bicellular tight junction
Molecular function (GO): structural molecule activity
Source: RefSeq, a predicted model, not a curated record
AUAGUCACACUGUGUCCCGACUUUACAGAACGUAUGAGCUCGGAGGAAUAAGAGGAGAACAAGAUGGCCAACUCAGCACUAGAGUUAGUGGGACUGAUAUUGACGCUGAUUGGGCUGAUUGGGGCAGCAGCAAGCACUGGGAUGCCAAUGUGGCGAGUCACAGCCUUCAUUGGGGAAAACAUCAUUGUGUUUGAGACUCGCUACGAGGGUCUGUGGAUGAAUUGCUUUCGGCAGGCCAACAUCAGAAUGCAGUGUAAGGUGUAUGAUUCUCUACUGGCCCUGACUCCGGACCUACAGGCGGCACGGGGGCUCAUGUGCUGCUCUCUUGCGCUGGCUGGCAUUGGUCUGCUGAUCAGUUUGGUGGGGCUGCAGUGCACGUCAUGUCUUGAAAACAAUGAUCGGGUUAAACGGCUGGUCCUCAUCAUUGCUGGAAGCUUGAUCAUGCUGUCUUGCUUCUGUGUCCUUAUCCCUGUGUCCUGGACAGGCCAUGUGAUCAUCAGGGACUUCUACAACCCCUUGCUGAUCGACGCCCAGCGCCGGGAGCUUGGAGAGGCUCUCUACAUCGGCUGGGUGGCCUCUGCUUUCUUGUUCUCUGGAGGAUGCAUUUUCAUUUGUUGCAAUCUGGAGUCUGAAGGCAAAGUUUCAGAGAGGUAUGUGUACUCAAGGAACUCUGACUACAUGGCCUAUCCUCCACAGCCUCUACAGCCUCAACAGCUGGUGGUACUUCCUCAAUCACAACCCCAGUUUCAGCCAGUGCUGUCAAGACAUCCAUCAACCAACUACAGCUACAACUCCAGAUACCCCUCUGUACGCAGCGGGGUGGCUUAUCUCUGAACACUGACUGAGGCAAUGAUGAUCACAGUUCUGGUCACUUUAUGCAAAAGGAUUUCUUUUUAAUAUGGGUUUGGUUUAGAGUGCACACUAUGACACAUUUCAAAUGUCAAAAGAUGCAUUUCAGGUAAAAAGAAAAACAAGAUGUUUCAAUGGAUACAUUUACUAUAAAUGCAAAUGGAUCAGAUUCAUAUAGAUGUCUGUUUUAAAGCACUCUUUUUAUACAUUAUUUGAGGAGUACUUUUAAUGCCUUGUUAAAAUGCACUACAAUUAAAGAAUCUUAAUAUCAACCUAUUUCAUAAUUAUAACUUAGUCUGUGUAAGGCAGUGCAUGAUUUCUAUCACUUUUAUGUGUGUUGUAUAAUCAGAUUUUGUACUGAGUCUUAUUUUUUGUAUAUUUAGGUACCAAUUUUGUAUGUCUAUGCUGUAUAUAACAAUUUAUGCAACCUUUGAGUUUAUUUGUUGUAAUUGACACAUGACUGAGCAAUGUAUUUAUAGAAACAGUUAAUACAGUCCAUUUUCCUUCAAUCACCAACAUUAGCUGUGUAGUUGUGUAUACAAUUUUACACUAAAUCUGUCUGGCACAAAUGACCUCUCACAGGCACCAAUCACCCUAUUACACACUGCUCUGUUUUACCAGUCUUUACUAGUUUUAACCAGUGUUAGACACAGUAUGCACAAAGGCAAAGCAGGUGAGGUACAAGUACUACCCUUAGGCAGUUAAUGCAAUAUCGGUUACUGAUUCUGUGUACUCAAAACAUCUCUUAAAUCACUCUUUGUUUAAGUUUGGUAUGAUGCCCUGAAGCUCUUUGAAACUGAUGGGACUGAACUAAUGGCUAAGUAAAUGUUAGAUACAGGUUUAUGACUGCUUGUAAAAGGUGUGGACCCAAUGGAAACUUAACCGGUCAGCUUAGUGUUUUUGAAGAAGCCAGACAGAGAUGGCCUGAUAGUAUCAUGUGACUUGCAAUUUGCAAGUCACUUUGAAUGGAGUUACAGUGAGCUUUAGACCAAAAAUUGUCUAGUUAAUUUCCAUGUUGAUCCCAGCCCCAUGUGUAUAAGCAAUAAGAGAACAUUUAAACAUCUAAACAUCAUCAUAAACAUCUCUGUUUAGUAAAGUAAAUUAGCUCUUGAACUAUAAGGUCACCUCAUUUCACUUUCAGCGUCUUUAAAAGCACACUGUAAUCAAAAUUACAACAACAGAAUGUCAACUCCUAAUGCACUGGAUGUAAUAACAGUAACAAAUACACACAUACAGCCACACCGUGCAAGGGUCUGUCAAAGUAAGUCCAGUAAUUCCAUAGUUGUUUCAUACUGAAAAUAUUUUGAUGUAAUGACAAUGUUGUCUUUCUCUCUUGUUGCUUAAGGUUUGAUCAGAAUGAAUUGUUUAUCCAUGUUUUGUCUUUUUAGUGUAAACUUGUGAUUUACAAAAAUAUAUUUCUAGAACUCAACAAUCAAUACUUGUUUUUGGACUGUGUGAUGUGAGCUCCCUCUCUGUUCCAUCACACUGAAAGUCAUCUCUGCUCCCCUGUGGACAACAGAAGUACUGCAGGAGCUUAUGCGCUACAUUGUAUCUUUGUUUGCUUCUGAAUCAUUAUGGAGAAUAAAAACAUGGCAGGUGAUGAAAAUGUU